Molecule: messenger RNA, 2277 nt
Organism: Exophiala viscosa
Lineage: Eukaryota; Fungi; Ascomycota; Eurotiomycetes; Chaetothyriales; Herpotrichiellaceae
Product: dihydroxy-acid dehydratase
Exons: 2
Coding region: 309-2201 (630 amino acids)
Molecular function (GO): hydro-lyase activity
Source: RefSeq, a predicted model, not a curated record
CACGCUUACAAGUAUUCAUCCACAGCCAGGUACCACGAAGCAAGGUCAGCUUUGUACAGCAGGUAAGAACCAGGUCGGACCAGACCUGACCACUUCAUUUCCGGGGGACGUCGGCCAUCGUCGGCCCAAACGCCGCCCCCCGCACUCACCACAGGGAACUCUCCUCAAUUUAGUAUUUACAAUCAAGACCUCUCAUAUCCCAGCUCAACGUCUGGACUUGCUAUCUACAAAGAUUGAACCUGUGAGGUAGUGAGUCGACAGACGAAGAGUCAGCCUCAAGGUCCACGACAGCCACGACCGGCACCUGGAUGGCCAACAUGGCGAACAACAACUCAUCAUCCCAGGCCAAUGGCGACAGCAACCAAAUAGCACAGGACUACGACCUCUCCCAACCCAUAAACUCAACAUCCGGCCUAAGGUCAGGCCUCACAUCCUACGGCGACGCCCACUUCUCCCUAUUCCUGCGCAAAGUCUUCAUCAAAGCCCUGGGCUACUCCGACUCAGCCCUCUCGUCACCUAUAAUCGGAAUCAUAAACACCUACUCCUCCUUCAACCCAUGCCAGUCCAAUGUCCCGCAGCUCAUCGAAUCCGUGAAACGCGGUGUUCUGGCCUCAGGCGGAUUGCCAGUGGACUUCCCAACCAUCAGUAUCCACGAGAGCUUCUCAUCCCCGACAUCAAUGUACCUACGUAACCUAAUGGCCAUGGACACCGAGGAGAUGACCCGUGCGCAACCCGUCGACGCGGUGGUCAUGAUCGGUGGGUGCGACAAGACGGUCCCCGCGCAAUUGAUGGGCGGGAUCAGCGCCAAUAAGCCUGUCAUCCCUCUCAUCACGGGGCCCAUGAUGCCCGGGUCUGUCGAGGGCGUCAGGGUCGGCGCAUGCACAGACUGCAGGAGUUACUGGGCCAAGUUCCGCGCCGGCGACGUCGAUGUUGAGGACAUCAUGUCUGUCAACGAGGAACUCGCGCCCACGGGCGGGACAUGUGGUGUGAUGGGCACUGCAUCGACAAUGGCCUGCAUCACCGCCGGACUCGGUCUCCUCGAACUACGAGCCGGUGCGACCGCUGCGGCCGUGACCUCAUCGCGGCUACGUGUGGCUGAACAGGCUGGCCGAAAUGCGGUCGCGAUGUUAAAGAUCGAGAACACAAAACCGCAAGAGCUUCUGACGAGAGAGAGCUUCCUCAACGCCAUUACCGUGCUACAGGCCAUUGGCGGCAGCACCAACGCUGUCGUACACCUGUUGGCUAUCAUCAACAGACACCCGCAGGUCGCGGGCACGAUCGACCUCAAGACUUUCGACGAGAUAGGCAGGAAGACACCACUUUUAGUCGACCUCAAGCCUAGCGGCGACAACUACAUGACCGACUUUCACAAUGCAGGCGGCAUGCUGGCCUUGAUGCACACACUAAGACCACUACUACACCUCAACGCCAGAACCUACAGUGACCAGACGUUAGGCGAACUUCUCGACACCACGCCCUUCAAAUCGUUUGCAUAUUCUCGGCAAAUCGUCCGGUCUCUCGACGACCCUCUCUACCCACAGUCAAGCCUGGUCGUGCUGUACGGCAAUAUUUGCCCGGACGGUGCAGUCAUGAAAGCAUCCGCCUCAAAGAACCGCAAGCUCCUUCAACACCGAGGAUCAGCCUGCGUGUUCGAAAAUACAGCAGACAUGGCCAAACGAAUCGACUCACCGGAUCUGGACGUGACCGAAAACUCCAUUUUGAUUCUCAAGAGUAUAGGUCCGGUCGGCAAUCCAGGCAUGCCUGAGGCAGGUCUCAUCCCGAUACCACAGAAGCUAGGCAGACAGGGAGUCGGAGAUAUGCUACGCAUCAGCGACGGGCGGAUGAGUGGAACGGCAGGAGGCACGAUCAUACUGCACAUAUCGCCAGAGUCUGCGGAUCUCGAUUCAGUGUUCGGUAUCGUGCAGACUGGCGAUAACAUUGUCUGUGACAUUGAGAAGAGGACUCUGACUCUUGAGUUAGAACAAGAAGAGAUCAGUAAGCGGAUAGCCGAGCGGAAACAGCGGGCUCAGCAUUUGUCUGGAAAAGGUGAAGGGCGACCAGAGCAAUGGUUAGAAAGACAUGGUCGGAGAGGAUAUCGUGGACUGUAUGAGAGAGAGGUCAAUCAAGCUCAUCUGGGUUGUGACUUUGGAUUUCUUACAGCACAAGGACCUGGCGUCGGACAAUCUGAAGAUCGGCAGUGAUGUUGCUCGAAAAGGCCCAUGUAAGACGGAGCCAAAUUGUUGAACAGCGACAAGGAGACCGCCUCGACGCACGUCG